GAGGCUGGAGGGCUGAGACGAGAGGACCGUGGACUCGAAUUCCGGAGGACCGUGGACUCGAAUUCCGGAGGACCGUGGACUCGAAUUCAGGAGGACCGUGGGCUCAAAUUACUCUUCUGCUGCGCCAGGGAAUCGCUUACGCAUUUCCGUUGGACGAUCGUCGCCGAAGGAUUGAAGCCAUGGGGUCGCUAGCGGCGAAGAAUGUCCCGGCCUGCCUCAAGUAUUUCUUCUUUGGCGUCGCCGUCACCACUCUGCUCGGCGGCGUGUUCCUGGCGAUCGUGGGCAUCGCGGCGGUCGCGCACGAAUCGCUCGUCCCGACGGAGGAAUUCGAGUUGAAUCCGGAGAUACUCCGGGUGGCGGGAGUCGUCCUCAUCAUGCUCGGUGCGGCCGCUGCCGCCCUCUCGGUCUUCGGAUGCCUCGGA
This is a messenger RNA of Darwinula stevensoni, 422 nucleotides long. Lineage: Eukaryota; Metazoa; Arthropoda; Ostracoda; Podocopida; Darwinulidae. The record is from the annotation of a GenBank genome assembly.